Cicer arietinum (chickpea) is the source of this 2241-nucleotide messenger RNA. Its product is annotated as autophagy-related protein 13b-like. The record is from RefSeq and is a predicted model, not a curated record. Gene Ontology annotation, cellular component: cytosol; phagophore assembly site; Atg1/ULK1 kinase complex. Gene Ontology annotation, biological process: protein localization to phagophore assembly site; mitophagy; piecemeal microautophagy of the nucleus. Lineage: Eukaryota; Viridiplantae; Streptophyta; Magnoliopsida; Fabales; Fabaceae.
UUGUUUACUAGUUCAUGACAAAAAUAAAAAAUUAUCAGUAGCUACUGUAACAGUUACUCCGAAAGUGGCUCCACUUUUCCGCUCCUCUCCAACUUGUUCCACCCAGAAGGGAGAGGCAUAACUGUUACUCCGACCUGGCUCCACAUUUCCACUUCUCCCCAAUUUGUUUCACCAAUAGCCGCUCCAAGGGAGAGGCGAAGAGUUAUUCCAAUCCCUCCUCACAUGGAAAAAGGUUUUAUUUUCUGUUGAUGACACCAUAAAGAGACAAUGGUAUUAUCUCAUGGGAAUGCACACUCAGACACUGCAAAGAUGGAACAAAUAAUCACUGAAUUCUUUGCGAAAAGCCUUCACAUAAUACUCGAAUCGAGGGCAAUUUACGUGUCCUCGCGUAAUUCAUAUAGUGGUGAUCAAUCAGUUUCGUCUCCUUGUUCAUCCCCGUCUUCCUCACCGAGUGUGAGGCCGAGGGAUAAAUGGUUCAAUUUAGCACUCCGGGAGUGCCCUGCGGCGUUUGAGAAUAUUAACAAUCUCGAGUCUAUUAUUAUUGAUGUGAUUUUGGUUCAUAGGCCUUUAGACUUGGACCCUAUGAUCCCAAAAAGGGUUCUUUUUAGGAGUUCUUCAUUGAAAGAAAGAUAUCAACUUUCUGAUGGGGAAGCAUUCGGGGUUGAGGGAAACAGUGAAAGGAUUGUAGAGAGAUGGGUUGUGCAGUAUGAAAAUAGGAAGAUAAAGGAUUCUAAUUAUGGAACUAGGAGAUCAAGCAACGUUUCAUUGCAAAACUUGUAUAAGAAAUGUACUUUACUCUUGAGGUCUUUGUAUGCCACUGUUAGACUUUUACCUGCCUAUAAAAUUUUCAGAGAUCUUAAUUCAUCUGCACGGAUUCAGCCUUUUACCCUUGCUCACCGGGUAUCUUCUUUUGUGGAGCCCUUCACCCGAAAAGAAGAAUCGGAUAUGAUGCAAUUUAGGUUCACUCCUGUGGAUACUUCUUCUGGUAGGCUCUGCGUUUCGGUGAUGUAUUGCCCUUCACCCUCAGUUUUGAGCUCUGAGCCAUUACUUUCUCUGUCCCCACAAGUUAUUUCUGACUAUGUUGGAAGUCCAUUAGUGGAUCCGUUGAAGAGGUUGCCAUCACUUCCUUUGGCAGGAUUGCCUUGUCCUGGUCCUCCAUCAUUAAGGAGACAUAGUUGGAAUUUUGAUGAUUGUUAUUUUCCGAAUACAUCGCCUUCAAUUUACAAUUCUCGUUCAUCGGCAUCUAAAACACUUUUACGAUCUGAAAGUGCUCCAGUCAGGAUACCUAAUGGUGAAGUUGCUAAUUCCCCUGGAUAUUCUGAUAGACAUAAUUUGCCAUCAUCUCCUCCAUUCAGAGGUUCAAGGUGUACUUCUAAGAUCGUCAGAAGUACGAAUGUGAUGCCAACUGGUGCAAGGGAUGAGAAGGUGCUUUCACUAGGAAAAAAUGAGCCCCAGAGACAUUCAGGAGUCAGGAUAUCAACUAAUGGCUUGCGACGUAUUUCGAUUUCCAGAAGCUCCAGCAGGUCUUACCAGGAUGAUUUUGAAUAUUCUGAUUUUAGUUGCCCUUUUGAUGUGGAGUAUGAUGAUAUGGCGGAUCUAGGAAGCAGAGCAGAAUCUUUGGACCAUGGUGGGAUGGUUGAGGUACAUGAAGCUGGAGGACUCUUGCCCAUCAGAAAGUCCAAUUAUGCCGAUGUUGGAGUGCUUGUACAUAUGCUGAAGAAAGCCCCACCUCUCCAUCAAGAUUUUCACACUUCAGAACACCCACCAGUACUCUGCAGAGGGCUGCGACUAACCGCUACUCCCACCUUGAGAGUUAAUCUCACUACACCUAUUGAGAUAUCCAUACAAAAACCAAAUACAGAACGUCCAUCGCAUGGCACACGCUGUGAAACCCGCAACAACAACACUCAAGAGCUCAAUAAGAACCAAAAGGCAUCUAAGGCGGCGAGCGUAAUGUCUUCUGAGAUCAUAGAAACUAAGAAAACAACAAGUGAUGCAUUGGAAGAGUUCCAUGGUUACAGGGAGAUGAAGAAAUUGUUGUUUAUGCACGAUAGUAAUGCACAAAUAUAGUACGUAUUAUAUUACACUUAUGCUUCAGACGAGUGGCGUUCGUGCCGAAGUUAAACUAGUAAAACACACGUAGAGUUUUUUCUCCUUGAUAAAUAUGUGUAAAUAUGAUUAUUGAGUAUAUCAUUGUUUUAUGCAUGUUUGCUUCUAUAUUAAGAGAGUUGUUACCGCGUA